UAACAACUUAAAUCAAAGAAAAACUUGAUUGACUCUGAAAAUUCCAAUCAUGAGGGAGUGAUACCUAACUCCAAUAGAAGAUCCCAAAACCCUAACCAAUGUAUCUUCUGCUUUUAAUUAAAGAGAUUGCCAAUGUUAUAUAAUAUCAAAAAAUUAAAAGAGAAAUCAGGUUUAUUGCCAUGGACUGUCUUUCGGAGAUCUUCUGUUCCCAGAAAAUCAAAGAUCAUGAUAAGCAAUUGAUUCAAAUUCCCUCCGCUCCAUGCCAACCCCAUCAUCAAGAUCUGGUCAAAAAUGAUUCCAAUUAUAAAAAGAAGAGGCGGGCAAAUGAUAAAGAAAGAGAUUCUUUAACCAGAAAAAAUUUGGUUCAGACGAAAAUUUUGCAUAGAGAUAUUGAAAGGCAUAGAAGGCAAGAAAUGGCUACUGUUUAUGCUACUCUUAGAUCACAUCUUCCUUAUGAAUCUAUCAAGGGAAAGCGCUCACUAUCAGAUCAAAAAACUUGAAAUAAAGAGAAAAAAGCUUGAAAAUUUGGCCUUGUGUUCUCCCAAGGAUGAUAAAUGUUUUCGUGACUAUGUGACAAUAAACUCAUGCGACUGUGGUGUGGAGAUUUUGAUCAAUGAAAGGGUUCCCCUCUCAAGAGUGCUUAAAGAGCUGGUAAAGAGACAACUCAAUGUUGUUAGCUGUGUCUCAACCAAAGUAGAUGAAAGAUUACUCCAUAGGAUUCAGC
Messenger RNA from Capsicum annuum, 724 nucleotides. Its product is annotated as transcription factor bHLH120-like. The transcript is spliced from 2 exons. The record is from RefSeq and is a predicted model, not a curated record. Lineage: Eukaryota; Viridiplantae; Streptophyta; Magnoliopsida; Solanales; Solanaceae. Gene Ontology annotation, molecular function: protein dimerization activity. Bases 180 to 500 code for a protein of 106 amino acids.